GAAGCUACCGAGGGUUAUCGCUGGUGACUUGACGCUAUCGGGUCUCCUCUUCCACUCUGCGGUUCCUGAUCGCUGUCAUCAUGCAGGUGGAAUCUGCGCAGUGUGGCUCAGCGUACAGAUCCCAAACACCAGCCUCACCGAGCUGCAGCUCAGGACUCGGGACUCCGGAGAUCAGACUGCAUUUACAGCUGUAAAGGAACCAAUCAAGGAGGGGAAAGCAACAAAUUGGAUUUUCCCCCUCCGCUUUCACUUGAUGACCAUCAGCAGUUUAGAUACAGAGGCUUCAUCAAUUUAACACAACAUGAUGACUGAGUUAAAAUAACCCACAUAUCGAGGAUUUCUCUCUGUAUCAUACUGCUGGAAUAAGCUCACACUGCUGUGUUGAUACUGUCAAACAGUUUUCCUUGCCUGGCGCAGUCCAACUCAGCAGCAGUCGCAUAGGAUGCCAUACAAGCCUAUAGGAAGUGACUCUCGCAGCUUGACAGGGAACAAUCUCCGAGGAACCCGAAGGACGUAAUCUUUGUCCUGCGGAUCUUAUCGGUGUAAAAACACUCAUGGCGAUGGACGAAGGUACUGUCAGCGAGAGCAUCCCAGACCUCAAAGACAUAGAGGCGAAAAUCGGCCGGAAGACCCCCGAGGGUUUGCUCAGGUGGAUGCGGGAAGAGUCGUCCUCUCUCCGGGCAGACGCCAAGCUGGCCCUCGCGCACGACACCGGUAAAGAGACCGGGAUGAAGAGUUUGGAUGAAAAGAUAAGAAAACUGAAGAUGGAGAUGGCUCACUUGCGCUCGGUGGACGUUAAGAUCCUGCAACAGCUGCUGGCGGUGCACGAGGGCAUCGAAGCAGUGAAAUGGCUGUUUGAGGAGCGCAGCACACUGACCAGCCGCUGCAGCAGCCUCACCAGCAGCCAGUACAGCCUGGGGGAGGGACCCGACACCUCUUGGAGAGGCUCCUGGAGCAGCUUGCAGGACCCCAAUGACAAGCUAGACAACAUCUCCAUUGGCAGCUACCUGGACACGCUGGCAGACGACAUGGAUGAGUACUGCCCUUCCAGCUCUGAAUCCGUCAUCUGCUCCACCACACCUCUAGUUUCGGAGGCUACUGCUGGGGGCCGCAUGGCGGGAGGCUCCGUGGCCACAGUCACUGCCGCGGUGUCAGGGACCGUGUUAGGCCUGAAGUCCGGGUCUAGUGCUGUGGGAAGUGAGAAUGGUACUGGGGUUGGAAUUAUUCCAGAAGUGAAAGGUGGACCUGGGAAUGUUGCCAUUGGGAAGGGAACUGGAGGAACUGAAAGUGGGAAGCCAGCAGCUCCUGGCAGCUGUCCACAAGCCAAGUCUGAGGGCCUCAAGCAAGGUGCUCCUAUCUGGACCAAGACUGCAGAGACGGAUAAGGGAAGCCCCAUGUUUAAGGUCAGUACUCCAACGCAAGGCCUUAAAGCUAAUGGUGUCCUGGAGAAAUCAACCACACAAAGAGGCAGCCCGACCCGCACCUGUCUCAGUGAGAAACUGGCAACCAGCCAGAGCCCCAAAGUUAAACCUUACAAAAAUGGAAAGAUUGACUUGGACACGUGCAAAAUGAAUGGCAAAAUGCAUCUGGAGUACGACGCCCACUGGCGCUGGGUGCAGUCGCAAGAAGAUGUGACGUUUUUGUAAGAAGAAUAAUCACAGAGAGGGACUAAAGCCACUAUUGAACACUCCCUCGGCAACAUCAAAACCCAGAUCACUGAAGAUUAAAAGAAGAGUGCACUGAUGUUGUGAAAGGCACAUAAUGGGGCUUUCCCCGGUGAAAGACACUGGGUAUGAGAGACAAUUACCUGUUUCUUCUUUUGUUCCUUCCUGUAACUGCACUAACUUCCUAUAAAACAUUGAUGUCAGUAUUAAGGGAUUUUGGACCAUAUAUAGCCAAACAGGGGUGCCUCACAAAAUCAACUUUAAAAUCCUGUGUCACAGAUUUUCCUCAGGGUCUUUUUAACAAUCCCUGAUAUUAUUUCAGUUUCUUUUCUUUUACGUUAUUUUGUUUUCCUGAAAAAUAAAGCACAGUGAGACGAUCUGCCAACGAGCUGAAACAUGACUUCAGAUGGUUUGACACAUACUUUAUCGGCAAGUCAAAAUUGAAACUUUGCCUUGACUUUGACUUUUUAAAAAUAAUCUAGGAACAAUAUUGCCACCAAUAUAUUAAUUCUGAACCUUUACAAAAACUAGUUAUUAUUAGUUACUUUGUAUAAUCAAUUUAACAUUUUGUGGAUUCUGUAUGAAAGUAAUUCCCAACUUUUUAUCUUUUAUCCUCUUCAAAUGAAAGAUUAUUCAGUUAUGGUGAUAGUUUCUGGGUAAUAAGGUAAAUGUAGCUGUGCCAGACGAUAAAAAAUGUACUCCUGGACUAGUUUGUAGAGGUAUUAGAGCAGAAGAUUUAAUGCAAUGUAUAUAGACAAAAGUAUCGGGCCACAGAGUCCCUUAAUCCUUCAGGUAUUUUUAGUUUCAUUGUUCUAACUCUAUAACAUCAAGCACCUAACCAUGCAGUCUUCCUUUACAAACAUUUGUGAAAGAGUGAGUUAUUCUAAGGAAUUCAAGCAUGGUACUGUAACAGGAUACCGCUGUACCACUGUUGCAAUACGUCAGGUUGUAACACGAAAGUGUUUGGGAACCACAGCAACACAGCCUCAAAGUGGUAGACCACAUAAAGUUACCAACUGCUAAAAGUGCACCUGGUAUAAAAGUCACCAAUGCUCAUCUGACUCAGCAGUUGCAGACUUUCAAACCUCCUGUGAUAUUAACAUCAGCACAACAUCUGUGUGCCAGGAGCUUCAUGGCAUCAUUUCAAUGGCUGAGCAGCUCCUGUUGGUGUAAUGUGUGGGUGGGCCGGUACUUUUGCCCAUAUUGUGUGUAUUUCACAAAUCAAAAGCAAAUGUGUGAUGAGAAAUAACCAAAAGUUUUGUGUAUUUAACUCUAUUGUUUCUUCUGAGCUCUUCAAAUUUACCUCAGGGCCCAUUUGAAGGGGCCUGACCCUGAGGUUGGGAAUGACUAUCGCACUCCACAAACAACAGCUUUUAUGAACCCCAGUGUACUGCAUAUAAGAUAGUAGUAGAGUCACUCCCGACGCAUAAUAUACUAACGAUUUGUCACGUCCCGAGGCGUUCCAUGGAAAUGCGAAAGGUGACCUUCCGCGUUUCUAAGCUACGCGCCAGAUUGUGCGAUUUAAACAAAAUAAACAUACAUAUGUAGAGUCAUUCCAGACAGUUCUCAUGUUUUCCAAACUCAUAAUAUAGGGAUGUGUUGGGCAGCCGAAAGCAUAAUAUAAUGACGAUUUGUCACCUAGUGUUACGCUUUGGGAGUGAGAACGUGUUGAGCAGUAAUAGUGUAAAAUCAACCUCUCAUUGAAAUCCUAAAUAAAGAUUGCUAUAUUGAUCCUUGUUUAUUGAUAAUAUAUCACUACUCUUCCAGUGGUUAAUGACCGCCUUAUUGUUUCAACAAAAAAAUAGAAAAACAAUAUGAUUUUCUCCCCAACUGUUUAUCCCCAAACACUUUCCUGAUCAGCACUAGAAAAUAUGUCAAACUUGCAAUAGAAGACGAAGCACUGAGAUAAAAGUUUAACACAUUGAAAAACAAAAAAAGUGCCAGUGAUAGCAUUUGUGUCUUUGUAAAGCUAAUCCCUUCAGUGCGUUACCAAACAUGUGCACGAUUGUAUAGUCACUGAGUUGUAGUACAGCUACCAGUGCACUGGUUACUAGUUGUGACUGGUUAUAGGCAAAUCUUGACUUUGGAUGAAAAUCUUUCUUCUGUUUUGACAAUUACGCUAACCUGUAUUAGUUUUCUUUAAAGCAAAUGUUGUGCCUGAUUGGUGUAAACCUUAACUACAUAUGCCUGUUUGUUCCCUGAGAUGACUGCACUGUUGUGAUGAUAAUCUUUUAUUAGUUUUGCCUCUCCGUGGGCUUUGCUUGCGUGUACAAAUAGCUAGACCAAAAGUCUGUGUGCUAUUCAGCAUCGACUGGUAAAUGUGUUAUGCUGGCUGGGUGGAUAUUGCUUGCCCUGUGCUGACAUCUUUAUUGGUUGAUUUGUGAGCAGUACGCGGAAGACUGAACACAAUCAGUGAAGAAAAGCAAUAUUUCCUGAAGGCUGUCUGCUGGCUUACAUAAGCAGCCUCUUCUCAGCAACUGAAAUUUAAUAAUACUGUCUGAUCUUCAAUAGAUGACAGUGCUACUAAUGUUGUUCAGUUUUUUUUAUGUGCAUGUGCGAGAGAAAGACACAGCCGGCCUCCCAGGUAUGAAUAAGAAUAGAUGAAUCCCAAAGGAUCGCAGAUUUUUUCAGCUUACUCAUCACAAUGUAACUACAUCACUCACCAGUCUGCAGUUAUUCAUGUUAAUGGUGCAGGGAUGGUGCAACACAUGUGGUAAAUGGAGGGGAACAUAUUACAUAAUCUGUCCAGUUUCUUUCAGUGCCUGGAAGUGUUUGAAACUAUUAAAUAUGAGUGUUGAUAAAAUAUGAGCUUUGAUACUGGUUCCAACACAAAUGGGCAUUUUUCAUACUUUCUGCACAUUUCAGUCAUCUUGGUUCCAUAACAACAUAACAUUUCAUUUUUCUUUGAAACAACCAGAUGACUAUUCACGCAGCCAUUUUGUGUCUGAAUGGUCACAGAUUCCAUGCCACAUAUGCAGUUUGGGGCUCAGAUACACGAGAGUUAGCUUCUCAUUUCACUAUUGCUAGCUAUAAAAUUUUUCUGCACUGACCAUAACACUAUGACUUAUUUAUUUUGGAAAAAAUAUCAAGUAAGGAGGAGUUUAAAAAUGCACAUAGGAAGCUACAUAAAGGCUCAGUUACACAGGCCUCAAGCCUCCAGCUCCUUGCAAUUCCUCUUGUAGUUAGCAGGCUCCUGCAGUUGUCCGUGGUUUGUAUGUAAGACACAGACUGGUCUGCAGUUAGUUACUUAACCACCAGUGGUAGGGAAACUAAAAAGUGCCAUGGAGCCAGGAAACUGAGAAUGCUCACCUUCAAAAUAAAAGCUUUGCCUUAUCGCUGAAACCAACAUGUGACAAAAGGGGCAACUUUUACUUUGGAGGUGAACAGUAUUUUGUGUGUCGCACUGUUCAGUACUGCUCACCAAGCAGCAAGUGUUUGCAGACAAGUUGGCAUUUCACAUGCAAAUUAGAGGUAACCAUGGCGGUCUGCAUGUGACCAAAGUAAUCGCAAGGUUUUAAAUGCAGCAGCAUGUGUCUCUUUGCAAUCAAUUUAAAAGCAACAUCAAGCAACCUUGUUCAACCAUUUGUCAAACAGUCAGGCUAUAGACAUUAUAUUCCGAUGACCCGAGGAGCUAGCCGGGCUCUAGACCUGCGUAAGUGCAAUUUAGCAAUAAAUGUUACUAUGAAACACCCAUUUUUCUUGGUUGUCAGCAAGUGGUCUGUAGGCCUUUGUUACUGAGGCCUUGGAUAAUAUUGGUUGUAGAUGCUGGAGGCAAAAUUUCAUGACUAACUGUCAUAGGAUAAUAAUAAAGAGUAAACGUGCAAGUUGUGACCUGAGCUUUUGUACGUAACCUGCUGCCAGUCAGUGUCACUUUAGCUAGAUAGGACAAGUUCGCUUUCUGGUAAAAGCUCUAUUUUCGUUGACAUAAUUUAGAAAAGACAUUCUAGAUUAAUGAAAUGAUAUGUGAUAAAAUAGCCUAUCUGGCUCAAAUUUUGGAUACAAAAUUCUCCCAAGUGUACUAUUAGAAAAGAGAAUGUGAUGACUUGGCGUCAAUUACCUCCAUCCUAAUUUAAUCAUGUUCUUAAACUCAACAGCUCCAUUUGUUUUAGCCACUGAAGUGUUUCCUCUCUCCUCCUGCUUUUCUUUUUGUCCUACUUUCCACCACCACACUGGUUUCAUGGAAAUGUUCAGUCAGUGCCAACACACAUCAUGCGCACACAAUGCCUUCUCACUGAAGACAGCACCAUACAGCCGGCACCACAGACGCAGUGACUGUAGGCUAGUCCUCGAGACUAGGGAGGAAAAGUGAGAUGAAGCUCAACCUUGAACUGACUGUGAAGAUGUUAAAAAUCCCAUCUUUUUUAUCCCUAAAGCCAAGCAGAGCAUCUCUCCAUCCCAGGAUAUUUACUUCAGCCAUGGUAUAUCCUCCAACCACAGUAUAGACAUGAAGUCAUUUGAAACCAUUUCCCUUUUUAACAUAUGCUGGCUGUAAAGCUAUGCAACAUGCCAAAAAAAUGUCUGCUCCGCCAGUUUGUGGUUUUUUUUCCAAAUUAGCGGAGGCAUAUGGGGAAAAAAAACUACGUUUAGUUCAGGGAAUGAGCCUGUAAAACACAUUAUAUGAAGCUAUAGUGUGUCUUUCUGAAGUUAUACUCUGUCCUCUAAUGGUUUAAUGUGGGCACAGUUGGAACAUUUGGAAAAUGGACGAUGUUUUAAACCUCUCCUUGGCAGAGAGUGUUGACAGUUUAGGUGCCAGGGGGAGCUGCUUGUGAUCUGACUGUUUUUUAAAGUGAGAUGAUAACGGCUGUGUGCAUUAGCAACAAUGGAAGUGUUACUAAGUUCUGAAAAUCUUGUGAAAAAUACUUUUAAUCUAGAAUGAGAGAAAUGUCCUCUUUCUUUCUAGAAUUUUUCAUAGGGUAUGAAGGUGAACAUCACUGGGAAGAUCGUAAAUCCUUCUCUUCUGCUCUCUCUGUGUCCAAGAUUUAUCAGAUGGCCGGUGCGCGACGUGUUUGCAUUGGCUUCAGGUGCUUUUGGCUUCAGAAUACCUCCUCUGGCUAUUCUGGGUGCAAGACAAACAGUGUGAUUACAUAGACGAGCGGAUACCCACACGAACAUGGUUGCCAUGACAAUGAGGCCAAGCAGGCUUGAGCUCUAGUGGCUACAUAAAACAAUGUUUACUGCAGUGCCAGUAACAGCAUAGCAGUACAGUCUAAAUGAAAGCAGGUGAGAUAAAAUCUGUGAUAAAUGCAGACAGCAGACAUCCAAAUUAUUUGACCAUUAUACGUAAGGUCAGUUCAUAAAAAAAGUAUCAAAUGUAGUUAGUAACAAUGUAAAAGACUUUUAAAAAUAUGAUACUUUUUAAGUGAUUCUGUUUUAGAACUCAUUUUUAAUCCAGUCUGUCGAGUACCAGUGACAGAUUACAUGUGACACAUGUAAUCAUUGUAGACAGCCCCCUAUGUAUGUUAAACACAUGAAAUGCAAAACACAGAUCUUUCUCACUGUAUCUAAAAAUUGUGAUCUGUACUUCCCAGUGAUAACCACAUCAAAGCCCCAAAGUCCAUUUUUUAAAGCAGAGAACAGAACUUUUUUCCUCAAGAGGCAAAAAUAAAAUUCAGUAUCACCCAUUCAUUGCUCUUCUAUUACUUUAAAAAUGAUACGAAUUCUGCAUUUUGGGGGGAAUGCUGCAUAGGAAAUUGCUCAUUUCUGUUUUUUUGACACUUCCUGCUUCACCCUUGGUAUAAAGCUCAGCUAUCCUCUCUGUCAGCCACCUAAAAUUCACCCAAGAGGCCUUUUGCUGCCAUUUUUUUACCCAUUUUUGAAAAGUGAGAAGGCAAACUGGUGUGUCUCUCUGGAGGCAGAGUCAGCGGAUAAACAGUGAGCCGAGUGCACAGCGUGCAGCUAAAAGGAAGCUUCCACUCCCAGAGUCCUGCUGUUUUCUUCCUUCCUCUUAUGCAUACACAACACCCAAGCACAAUUUAUCCUGGGACUGAUAUGGGUCUCUAUAGCUGACAGCAUUUCCUUCUUUUAAGGUUCUUUUAUAUUUUAGUCUCAUGUUUCUGUGUAUUUGUUCACAUCUCAGAAUGUUCAAAGUAAAUGCAAGGGAACUGAAUCAAACCCUACUGGGUGCAUGCUGGGUGCUGACCCAGGUCCAAAACCUGACUUAAGCUAAACAAAAUCUAGAGGAUUAAAAGACAAAAGCCAGAGAGACUGACUGCAGUUCAGCUGAAUCAAUAAAGUUAAGCUUUAUUUUGUUAUGCAAUAUGCCUUCUAGAAAAAAUGUUUGUCUUUUUUUCCUUGUAAAGUCAAAAUGUUCAAAAUUAACAGAUUAUGUUCAUUGAUGUGGGCGAUAUAUAUUAUGAAGUAUGUAAAUUAUAUGAGUGUGUCUAAUAAUUAAAGCUAUUUUAAAUGUU
This is a messenger RNA of Haplochromis burtoni (Burton's mouthbrooder), 8071 nucleotides long. It is a transcript of the gene lurap1, whose product is annotated as leucine rich adaptor protein 1. The coding region runs from base 555 to 1646 and encodes 363 amino acids. Lineage: Eukaryota; Metazoa; Chordata; Actinopteri; Cichliformes; Cichlidae. The record is from RefSeq and is a predicted model, not a curated record. Gene Ontology annotation, biological process: positive regulation of cytokine production; positive regulation of canonical NF-kappaB signal transduction. The transcript has 2 exons.